ACUGAUCACUAGACAAAGAAUUAACGCCCAUGCUUUGAUCGUAUCUAUGUAUAUAAACUCUCUUUUUCUCAUGUGCUGCAAUUUUGUCAGAAUCCCCACUUACAACUUGUUGAAAGUUAGGUCACGCCUGGGCCACCAUGCGAUUCAAGGCAUUCACAGAAUUCUUGAUACCAGCUGCCUACUUUUGUGUGGCGCUAGCUGGUCAAGUACCUAGGGCGAAUGGCGUGCCAGGUGGUGUUUUGGCGAAGAGACUAUCUUCUAGAGACCUCGCCGCAGCUGUGACCACUAACUCAUCAUCUCCCACUGUAGGAAAACUGCGUAUUACCUCUGAGAACUCUAGCAUUUGUGAAACAACGCCUGGAGUAUAUCAAGCAGCCGGGUAUGGGGACAUUGCAACAAACAAAAGUAUGUGGUUUUGGUUCUUCGAGGCUAGGAGCAAUCCAAGCACUGCUCCCUUGGUUUUAUGGUUCAAUGGAGGCCCUGGCUCCUCCAGCAUGCUGGGUCUUUUCCAGGAGAAUGGUCCCUGCCGUAUCACGAAUGACAGUUCCAGUGUGACGCUCAAUCCCUAUUCUUGGAACAACAAUGCCAAUGUGAUGUACAUUGACCAACCCAUCGGCGUGGGAUUCUCGUACGGAGUCACUACCGUCGGAACGUCUGAAGAAGCUGCCGCAGACGUGUGGACGUUCUUGCAAAUAUGGCUGCAGGACUCGAGAUUUACGACUUACCAAGGCCGUGAUUUGGUUGUUUCGACUGAGUCUUAUGGUGGCCACUAUGGGCCUACUUUUGCAUCGUAUUUCCUCUCACAAAACGAAGCCAUUGCGAACGGCUCUGUUUCAGGUCUUGACCUCAAUCUGAAGGUCCUUACCAUUGGCGAUGGCUUGACUGAUCCAAUUACUCAAUAUCCACAAUAUAUUGUCUUUGCUGGAAAUAAUUCUUACCAUCCAUUGGUGAAUAGCUCUGUGAUUGAACAAGCAAACACGUCAUACACCCAAUCCGGUGGCUGUGAAGAUCAGAUCAUUGCUUGCAACAACAAUGGGAGCAAUGCGAUAUGCUCUGGCGCACAAAACUUCUGCAAUAACUAUAUACUCGAACCUUUAGCUGGGAACUAUGACGUUUACUACAUCUUGGCAGAAAACCCUGACCCAUACCCUCCGGAUCUCACUUCCUAUCUUGCAGGCAUCCAAAGUACUAUCGGCGCUGCAGUUACAUGGGCAGAAACCAAUGAUACGGUCUAUGCCAAUUUUUCCAGUACUGGUGAUUGGAUGAGGACGUCUAAACCCGAUCUUGAAUCUGUCAUUGACAGUGGGAUAAGGGUGUUGAUAUACGACGGAGAUGCUGAUUAUAUAUUGAACCAUGAUGGAGUUGAGGCAAUGAUCAACAGCCUCAACACAACAUCAUCUGCUUUGUACGCCCAGCAACAGUUCAGCCCAUUCGUCGUCAACGGGACUGAAGCAGGUCUUAUCAAGAACGCCGACAAUUUCACUUUCGUUCUGAUUUACGGCGCAGGACACGAAGUUCCUGCAUACAAGUAUGGCAAUCUCUCGUAUGGCCAGGCAGCUUCACAGAUGUUCGAGCUGGCCAUUUCCGGCGUUGUAAAUGGAACUGAUCCUGGGAAUGGGACUAUCACCAAGUCUUCGUCAGCGGUGAGGUUCGGAUCUUCUAUCUUGCUGUCGAGUCUUUCGUUCUUCUUGGCUGUUUUUUCUGCAUUCACUCUACUCUGAAUACCUAUGUAACACCGAGUAAAAUAUCUAACUGGUCUUUCUUUGCCUUAAAUACACAAUGCUUUGGAAGGACG
Serpula lacrymans var. lacrymans S7.9 is the source of this 1795-nucleotide messenger RNA. RefSeq lists its product as uncharacterized. Gene Ontology annotation, cellular component: fungal-type vacuole. The record is from RefSeq and is a predicted model, not a curated record. Bases 138 to 1721 code for a protein of 527 amino acids. The transcript has 9 exons. Gene Ontology annotation, biological process: proteolysis. Gene Ontology annotation, molecular function: serine-type carboxypeptidase activity. Lineage: Eukaryota; Fungi; Basidiomycota; Agaricomycetes; Boletales; Serpulaceae.